GGCGUCGUUUGAGUUAUUUCUGGUGGUUCUGUUAUCAAGUUAUCGUUUGUCUUCGGCUCCCAAACACAGAGAGAGAGAGAGAUGGCGACGGCGUCGUUUAGGUGGAUCUUGCAGCUACACAGAGACGUACCAAAAGCGGCUCGAUUCUACGAGAAAGGUCUUGAUUUCUCCGUCAAUGUCGUCACUUUACGUUGGGCUGAACUUCACUCUGGUCCUCUCAGGCUAGCUCUUAUGCAAUCUCCCAGCGAGCAUGUGAUGAGUGAGAAGGGAUACUCUUCGCUACUAUCUUUUACUGUGACGGACAUUAAUACAACAAUCUCAAAACUUAUGGAAUUAGGAGCUGAACUUGAUGGCUCUAUCAAAUACGAGGUCCAUGGCAAGGUUGCUUCUGUGAGAUGUCUUGAUGGUCAUGUCCUCGGCCUCUAUGAACCUUCAUAGGUUCUCAAUUCUUGAGUUUUCUCGGUUCGAAUUAUGUCUUGGUUUAUUUGAUUUUGAUUGUUCCAACACCGUUAAUAAACAGAUCAUCCAAGUUGAACAAUGUUCAAAAUAUCAUUGUAACCGGUCAUCGGAUGUUUAGAACCAACCCUUCA
Molecule: messenger RNA, 590 nt
Organism: Camelina sativa (false flax)
Lineage: Eukaryota; Viridiplantae; Streptophyta; Magnoliopsida; Brassicales; Brassicaceae
Source: RefSeq, a predicted model, not a curated record